Molecule: messenger RNA, 2876 nt
Organism: Cannabis sativa
Lineage: Eukaryota; Viridiplantae; Streptophyta; Magnoliopsida; Rosales; Cannabaceae
Exons: 4
Coding region: 317-2578 (753 amino acids)
Source: RefSeq, a predicted model, not a curated record
UCAUCUCUUUAAAAGUUUCCUUGUUUCUUUCUCACUGAACGGUAUAAUCCAUACUAUAUAUACACAUAUAAUACACUCUCAUUCAUAUAUCAACUUCUUUGACUCCAUCUAUAUCUCUUUUCAUUUCUGUUUCAGAAACAUUAUUAUCUAUGAGAAACCCGUUUUCAUAUUUCGGAAUCUGAUUUCUGUUAAACCAGAAUCCUUGAAUCUCGUUCAUUCGUUUCUACAAAGUUGUUACUUUUAUUAUUUAAGAUUAGAUUGGAGAAGUUUUUGGUUUUCUUCUUCUGUGUGGGAUUUUUCUCCUUUUAGCAAAAAAAUGGUGGUGAGGAUGAUGAAAUGGCCGCCAUGGCCACCGGUUGUUUGGUCCAAGAAAUUUGAAGUAGUGGUGUCGUUUCGCCGGAUUGAAGGGCUUGAUUUGGUGAAGUUGGAUGGCGAAGAGAAAAGGGUAUUCGUUGAGGUUCAAUGGAAGGGUCAAAAGGGUACGGCUUUGGGGUCUCUGAGGCGCUCAACGAAGAAGAAUUUGAGUAAAGAAAGCUCUGUUAGUGACAAUGGAGUCGUGGAAUUUGAUGAAGAAUUUCGGUCUGUCUGUAACUUUUCGGGUCCUAAAGAGGGUGCGUUUCAUCCAUGGGAGCUCGCAUUAACUCUCUUCAACGGUGUGAACCAAGGACUGAAAAAUAGGGCCCUUGUUCUUGGAACUUCAUCACUGAACCUUGCAGAUUACGUUUCUAUGAAUGAGGGAAAGGAGUUUGGGCUCAAAAUACCCCUCAAUGCCCCUGGUUGCACCUCUGAGUCUAGUCCCUCAGUGACUCUAUCUCUUGUGCUACUAGAAUUAGGAACUGCUCAAGACCUUUCAGUGUCAGUGCAAGGACCAACAUCACCUCUUCCUACGUCUCCCCGAUCUUUGGAAAAUUUCUCAACAACAAAAGAUGAGUAUUCUGCUUUUAAGGCAGGUCUGCGAAAGGUGAAAACCUUUAAAGAAUAUGUGUCUGUUGGAAGAGCUAAAAAGACGCGUCAUGAGGAAGAUGGGAGUGAUGGCAGGAGCUCUAUUAGAAGCGAAGAUACUGCUAGUGCUAGCCAUUCUCCAUUUGACACAGAUUCUUUUGAUGAUGAUGCUGGGGGAGAGACAGAGGAGAGUGAGGAUUUCGGUGUAAGGCAGUCGGUCAGUUAUGAAACACUGGCUCUUGCAAACUGUGCUCAAGUAUCAUUUUAUUCUAAUACUAAUGUCAGUAGUGAAGAUGAGUGUUUGAUCUACUAUAGUAACCGUAAGCCUGAUAUCUAUCGCUCAUGUAUGGAAAGCUCUAGUACACCAGUCUCUGAGCAGAUAUCACAGGGUAGUUCAAAGCGUAGAAUCCUGCCUUGGAAGAAGAGGAAAAUGAGCCUUACUCCUAAAGCCAAAGGAGAGCCUCUUUUGAAAAAGCAUUAUGGAGAAGAGGGUGGGGAUGAUAUUGAUUUUGAUCGCAGGCAGCUGAGCUCUGAUGAAUCCAGUUUAGGGUGGUAUCAAACAGAAGGUGGUUCUACAACUAGUCGAUCAUCAUUUUCUGAAUUUGGGGAGGAUACUUUUGCUGUGGGCUGUUGGGAGAGCAAGGAAGUAACUAGCCGUGAUGGGCUAAUGAAGCUUCAGGCACAAGUCUUUUUUGCUUCAAUUGAUCAAAGAAGUGAACGUGCUGCAGGAGAGAGUGCGUGCACAGCCCUGGUUGCUGUCAUUGCUGAUUGGUUGCAGUCCAACCAAGAUGAAAUGCCCAUUAAGUCUGAUUUCAAUAGCUUGAUUAGAGAUGGAUCAUCAGAAUGGAGAAAUCUUUGUAAGAACAAGGAAUACAUAGAACGGUUCCCAGACAGACACUUUGAUCUUGAGACAGUCCUGCAAGCUAAAGUCCGCCCUCUCACGGUUGUUCCAGAGAAAUCUUUUAUUGGUUUCUUCCAUCCUGAAGGACUCAAAGAAGGGGAACUUGACUUCCUUAAUGGUGUUAUGUCCUUUGAUAGCAUGUGGGAUGAGAUUAGUCGCUUGGCAUCAGACUUGCCGUGCAACGGUGAAUCUUCUUCCAUCUAUAUCAUAAGCUGGAAUGACCAUUUCUUUGUCCUGAAGGUAGAGCGUGACGCUUACUACAUAAUUGACACUUUGGGUGAGAGGCUUUUUGAGGGGUGUAAUCAGGCUUAUGUUCUGAAAUUUGAUAAAGACACAAUCAUUGAAAGAUUACCUCAAGAGAAGAAGCAAUUAGAUGAAAAAACUGGCAGAGGUAAAGUUGAAAAGAGACACUCAAAAAACUCAAAGGAAGCUAAAGUUGAAAAGAGUCAGCCGAAGAGCCUGAAUGAGGUGGAGAAUGACAAUAAAGUUGAAGCUGAAGUUGUAUGCAGAGGCAAAGAGUCAUGUAAGGAAUAUAUCAAGAGCUUCUUGGCUGCUAUUCCAAUAAGGGAAUUGCAGGUUGAUCUCCAAAAGGGUCUAAUGGCAUCAACGCCGAUUCAUCACCGGUUACAGAUUGAAUUUCACUACACGGAGUUACAACAUGGCACAGCUGAAUAUUCUGCAAAUGAAGUCACAGCUGAAGCACCAGUAAUAUCAAUGCCAAUGAUUGUUGCAUAGGGUGGACCCUUUCACUCAUUGGUAAAUAACUCUGCAUUAUAAUCCUAAUUCCUAUGUUUCUCUGUUUGUCCGGUUGUCUUGAGGAAAUUGAGUCAAUAUUGAGAAGCAUAUUUUUGAGCAAGUGUAUAGGGCAGCUUUCCCAUUUCUGUUUGUGAGAAUGGGAAGAAGUGUAAGCCUUUCUUUACUUUUUUAGUUUAGGUAUAUAGCGUAGUUUGGUUUUUGUUAAUUGGUUCUCUUUUGAUGUGGUUUUAUAACUUAAACUAAAAGGUUUCUGAUCGUUAAUUUCUGUUAACUCCCA